Molecule: messenger RNA, 1866 nt
Organism: Acanthamoeba castellanii str. Neff
Lineage: Eukaryota; Discosea; Longamoebia; Acanthamoebidae
Product: protein kinase domain containing protein
Exons: 14
Coding region: 1-1866 (621 amino acids)
Biological process (GO): protein phosphorylation
Molecular function (GO): protein kinase activity; ATP binding
Source: RefSeq, a predicted model, not a curated record
AUGUGGAAGGAGUCGGUCAACAAGGGCAAGAAAGACCACCUCAACAGGCUCAAGGACGCCCCACCCUUUAGCAAGGCCCAGCAACAGCAGCCCAAAACGCACUGGCUCGGCCCCAACCUCAUCAAGAAACAAAAGGAAUUCAGAAAGAUAUUUGAAUUCCCUGAGGAUGAAGAGAUCGUAGCCAGCUUCAACUGCUCGAUGAGAGCGGGGGGCAUGAUAGAGAACAUGGUGCAGGGCACGAUGUACAUUACGACCAAGCACGUUUGCUUCCACUCCACCUUCUGGGGCACGGAGCGCAAGGAGGCCAUUUCGUUCGGCGAUGUGCGCGCGAUCGAGAAAAGGAACACCGCUCGCAUCAUCCCCAAUGCCCUCGAAAUCAGCGUGGCACGCGACGACGACAAGGAAACCAAGUACUUCUUUGGCACCUUUCUCAACCGGCACGAGGCGUACAAGGUCCUCCAGAGCCACUGGGAGCGGAGGAAGCUCUACCAGCAGUCGCUCGAGGUGUCGCAGAUGACCAACACCCUCAGCCAGCAGGAGCUCCUCGGCCAGGCUCGCAUCGCCAUGGUCCACCCCUCCCACCUUCAACCUCUGUCCUCCAGCUCCGUUUCGCCCCUGAGCAUCACGCGCGUGGCCUCCAAAGUGGCGGAGCGGUACGAGGUGACGCGUCCGCUAGGGGAGGGCGGCUUCGGGAAGGCCUUUGUCGUGCUGGACAAGCAGGACUUCCGCCAGUACGUGCUCAAGCGAAUGGACUGCGGGAGCGAGGAAGAGGCCGCCAACGCCGUGAAGGAGAUGGUGCUGCUGCGGUUGAUGAAGCACCCCUACAUCGUGGGAUACCGAGACUUCUGGCGGGACAACCUAACCGUCUACAUCGUCAUGGAGUACUGCGAGGGGGGCGACAUGGCGCUGCUCAUCGAACAACAGCAGUCACACUUCUCCGAACAGGAGGUGCUGCGAUGGCUGAUCCAAGCCGUGCUGGCCAUCGAGCACAUGCACGCCCACAACGUGCUCCACCGCGACAUCAAGCCCAAUAACCUGUUCCUGAAUCGGUGGCAGGACCUCAAGCUGGGCGACUUUGGACUAUCGGCUGUCACCCUAUCCGGCUCCAAGCUCCUCCACGCCGUCGGCACACUCGGCUAUGCGGCACCCGAAAUCCUGCGACACAAGCCCUACGACUCCAAGUCGGACAUCUACGCGCUGGGCUGUACCCUCUACGAAAUCGUCACCCUCCGAUCGGUCUACGACGACCAGAACCUCGAAGUCUUCCCCGAGUACAGCCGCGACCUCGAGAAGCUCAUCCAGGCCAUGCUCUCCAAAGACCCCGAGAAGAGGCCAAGCGCGUCAGAGAUCUUGGCGCAUCCAUUGCUGGCGCCCUUCCUGGGCAAGAUUUCCACAGAGUCGGAGAUCUAUGGGGAGAUGCAGCAGCGCGAGGACGAGAACCAGCAGCUGCUGCUCAAGCUGCGGUUGCUCGAGGCCAAGCUGCAGGGCAAGCUCAUCCCGGAUCAUGCCCGCGACCCCUCCGGCAUGCUCUCUCCCGAACACGACGACGGGCUGUACGAGGACGUCUACGACCCUCUCCUCUCCAUGGCCCGUCCAGAGCCUCUCGCUGAUUCCUCGGACUACGACUCGGAUGGCGAGAAGCUGCACCUCGAGGACGGGCAGCAGUCGUAUGGGGGCAGCCGCGGCGGCAGCAGGAGCGAUAUCCGGGAGCACCCCGACGAAGAGCCGUCCCUCUCGCCACCAACAACCACCCAGCAGCCGAUGGACCCUGCACGCGUACGUACCGCCGCCGCCGCCGCCACUGCUGCUGCUGCUGCUGGUGAUGCUGCUGCUAGCCCCCACGACAACGGCUCCAGCCAACCAUGA